UUCAGAUGUCUCCUUAAAUGAUGCCUCGAUAUAAAACCCCCACGCUCAAUGAUCAGACACGCAACAACCAUUAGAGAUAGACCUUCCACUGACUUUUCCCUCACCUUUCAAGCAUCCAUCACAGUCACAGCGGUCGCACUUCGUCCCAUCGUCCAUAAUCCAAGAAUAGCCUACCAAUCGACUCCUGUCCAACUUCCCCUCACGGGUGGGGAGAUCCAGGGACCGUUGGAGGCGCUUCAGCAGGGAUGUCAAGUUCAAAGUCGCACUGCCGAGACCGGGAGGAGGAUUGAGUUCAUCCCAAAUCGAGGGGUUUCGACGAUCAUGGCGACAUCCAUGUUUCAACGCUUGAUCCUAUAAUUAAAAGGCGCAUCGCGAGGCAUUCUUCAAGAUGCAGACCGUUGUGUUGCAUAGGGCUGAGGGUUCAAGGCUGGACGAUUAUGCCUCGAUGGGUUGCAUUGCAUUGCAGUGAACCAUUGCCACUAUCUUGAAGCAAAUGGCGCUUAUUGAUGCCCAAGUGUACACUGCAUUACCUUGAUGGUUGUCCGUCAAGUCUUCGGUCAAGUCACUUUGUGUCGCCUUUUCGCCAUGUGCGGCACGACAACCCAGGACUCUUCGACGGUUGCUGAUGUUAGACCCGUGUUGCUGACAUGCCCGAUUACAGCCGGAGCUAAAGAUGACAAAGUCCUGCAGAUCUACCGGCAUUGAUGCAGCUUAUACGAACGCGAGACAUCUGCCAUUCUGCCAAUCACUCCUCGCAUUGCCGUUGGGUCUUGGGUGAACCUCAACCGAUCCUACCACAGUAUACCUCUACCGUCCAUUGACCUCACAUUGCAUAUCACAUGGAACGGCCGAUACAUGUCGUUGGUUCAUAUCAUUGACAUUAACUCAUUAAGCCAUCAUGGCUAAUAAUACACAUCGCUCCAUCCCGUCCGCACAGCAGACAUUUAAGCGCGCUCACUCGCAACCUGCUCAGCCUUAACAGGUUCUCUAUCCUCCGCACCCGCAUAAUCCACCGCGUUCUCACCACCCUUUCCACGAUAGUUCGUAGGAUGAUCCCGGUCCGCACCCAUAUCAUGGAUAGGAUCAGAGGGGUUCGCACCAACACCCGUAAGACCAGAACGAUCCUUCUUCUCCCGACCGUGGAGCUCCUGGCUAGUCUGCCCAGCGGCAGGCUUUCCUAGACCGGUGUGCACAUCAGCGGACGUGGCACCCCCGAGAGUCGCGGAGGCAGAUACGGCGCCCGAGGCACCGGGGGCUUGGGCGGGGAUUUCGGUCUCGGGGUUGGGCUGGAAGGUAUUCUCGGGGGGAGCUGUGCCGGCGGGAUGUUGCUCGGCGUGGAACUCGGGGACAGCGUCGUUGCCAACGAGAACUCCGGGCUUGUGCUGGCAAAUAGGGAGCGACCUUGCUUCGGAACUCACCCUGUUGGGGAGUAGCAGACUCGGGGUUCAUAGACAUGAUGAUUGUGUUGUUUGAGGUGUUUGAAGAUGGGUAUUCAAUUAAGCCUUUGUAGGAUCUUUGUGUAUGAUCACAGAAGAGUUAUGAGAAUGAAGAGGAUGAAAGUCAUGUCUUACACGCUGUAAGGCUACAUAUAAAGCAUCGUGAUGCC
Fusarium odoratissimum NRRL 54006 is the source of this 1606-nucleotide messenger RNA. RefSeq lists its product as uncharacterized. Bases 49 to 357 code for a protein of 102 amino acids. The record is from RefSeq and is a predicted model, not a curated record. The transcript has 2 exons. Lineage: Eukaryota; Fungi; Ascomycota; Sordariomycetes; Hypocreales; Nectriaceae.